Messenger RNA from Diospyros lotus (date-plum), 1836 nucleotides. RefSeq names its product tetrahydroberberine oxidase-like. The coding region runs from base 120 to 1559 and encodes 479 amino acids. Lineage: Eukaryota; Viridiplantae; Streptophyta; Magnoliopsida; Ericales; Ebenaceae. The record is from RefSeq and is a predicted model, not a curated record. The transcript has 2 exons. Gene Ontology annotation, molecular function: FAD binding; oxidoreductase activity.
UUUACUUGGUGUUAUUCUAAAACUAUCUUUGUUAAUUGUUAUAAUAAUUUUUAUCUAAAGAUUGAAUUUUCAUUUGGCAAGAGUAAGCCAUCUGUAAGUAGCAGAAGUUUCAUCACCGUAUGAUGCACAAAACCCGAAACAAGACCUCCAUUCAGAACCUGAGAUUCACAUCUCCCUCCACGCCCAAACCUCUGGUCAUUGUUACGCCAGUAGAGGAAUCCCAAAUUCAGGCAACCGUCUACUGUGCCAAACAGCACGGCUUGCAGAUCAGAGUUCGAAGUGGCGGACACGACUUUGAGGGUCUUUCAUAUGUUUCCGAGGUCCCCUUUGUCAUUCUCGAUCUGCUAAACCUUCGAUCGAUCAGUGUUGAUUCUGAAAACAAAACUGCUUGGGUUCAAACAGGAGCCACUAUCGGAGAACUAUAUUACAGAAUUGCCCAGAAGAGUAAAACUCUAGGCUUUCCUGCUGGAAUUUGUCCUUCGGUCGGUGUUGGUGGACACUUCAGUGGGGGAGGGUAUGGCCCGCUACUCCGCAAAUACGGCUUUGCUGCUGAUAAUAUCGUCGAUGCUCUGAUAAUGGACGAUUCUGGCAACAUCCGCGAUCGAACAUCCAUGGGGGAAGACCUAUUCUGGGCUAUCAGAGGAAGUGGAGGAACUAGUUUUGGAAUUGUUCUCGCGUGGAAAGUAAAGCUGGUCAAUGUUCCCCCAAGUGUAACUGUUUUCACAGUUUACCGGACCUUAGAACAAAAUGCAACCAAGCUUGUGCAUCAGUGGCAGUUCGUUGCGCACAAGUUCCCCGAUGAACUUUUCAUCGAAAUUGCAAUCAUGGCGAACUCAAGUGCGAACGGGAACAGAACAAUUAGAGCUUCAUUCAACUGCUUGUUCCUGGGUGGAUCUGACGAACUCGUCGAGUUGAUGCACGAAAAAUUCCCAGAAUUGGGUGUGACAAAACAGGACUGCACCGAGAUGAGCUGGAUUGAAUCCGUGCUCUACUUUGCUGCCUAUGCCGGCUUUCCUAAUGGACCCCUUGAUGUUUUGCUGAAUAGGACGUAUACGGGUAUAAUCUAUUUCAAAGCAAAAUCAGAUUAUGUGCAAAAACCCAUCUCGGUGACAGGAUUGGAAGGGAUAUGGAAAAGGAUUUAUGAAGAAGAUCCCCUAUCAGCUCAGAUCAUUUUGAUCCCAUAUGGUGGCAAGAUGGACCGGAUUUCAGAAAAAGCGAUCCCUUUCCCACAUAGAGCCGGGAACCUGUACAAAAUCGUCUACAUUGCUGGGUGGUUGGAAGGAGGAACAGCUGCGUCCGAGAGGCACAUAAAUUGGAUCAGAAGGUUCUACAGUUACAUGGCUCCUUACGUUUCCAAGUCGCCGAGAGCUGCGUAUGUCAAUUACAGAGAUCUUGACAUCGGAGUGAACCACCAAGGAAACACAAGCUAUGCACAAGCAAGCAUUUGGGGUGUUAAAUAUUUCAAGGGAAACUUCAAGAGACUGGCACAAGUGAAGAGCAAGGUGGAUCCUAGCAAUUUCUUCAGGAAUGAACAGAGCAUUCCCCCUUUCACCUCUUAAAGUUUUUAAUAAGAAUCACCCAGACGAAAAAGAAACGAAGAAUUUGUAAGCACAUAUAUAUCACUUCUCUUGAAUCCUCAAUUGCUGUCUUACAUUUUGUGUCAUUGCUCCUUUGUUAUAUGGCAAGCAGAUGAUGCAAUUAAAUUUCUCAAGCCAUCUUCAGCUUCUAAAACAGAUUGAAGUAUUAAAAAAUGAUAAACAAAUCUAGUUUUGGAAUAGCUUCUUAAAUUCUUAUGUCUAUGUUUCUUCAUUAAACUUAAAACAAUGGUAUGCCUCU